Messenger RNA from Nymphaea colorata (pocket water lily), 1172 nucleotides. RefSeq names its product plant cysteine oxidase 3. The transcript is spliced from 5 exons. Gene Ontology annotation, molecular function: oxidoreductase activity, acting on single donors with incorporation of molecular oxygen, incorporation of two atoms of oxygen. NCBI's taxonomy places the organism in Eukaryota, Viridiplantae, Streptophyta, Magnoliopsida, Nymphaeales, Nymphaeaceae. The record is from RefSeq and is a predicted model, not a curated record. The coding region runs from base 246 to 1010 and encodes 254 amino acids.
AGUAGCGAAGUUCACUAUUUCUUUUAGCAUUGUUAAAACUUAAAACAAGGAUCAAGUUUUCAAAUGAUUUCCUGAAGCAGUAUUUUAUGCGAUUUGCCACUGAAAAUCUUCGAUUUUAAGAGGGUGGUCCAGGGGAAAAGAAAAAGAAGAAUCUGCACAGGAAUCGGCUCAUACUCACGCGGGCUCUUGCGGGAGCUGGCGCAGGCACACGGCAGACACACAGGAACAGAGAGAGGGAGAGAGAUAUGAUGGGGAACAGGGGCUCCUCAGCAAUACAGACGCUCUAUGACUUCUGCAAGAAGACUUUCACUCCCACCACCACUCAUGGGUCUCCGGGGGCCAUCCAGAAGUUACGUUCCCUUCUGGAUACAAUUACUCCAACAGAUGUUGGGCUCAAAGAAGAUCUUUCUGACGAUGAGCGUGGGCAUGGCUUCUUUUCUGGGAAUCAUGUUUUAAGAAACCAAUAUUCUCCCAGAAUGGCCCGUUGGGCACAACCUAUUACAUACCUGCACAUACAUGAAUGCAACAACUUCACAAUAGGAAUUUUUUGUCUGCCAACUUCGUCAGUUAUACCUCUCCAUGAUCAUCCAGGGAUGACUGUGCUGAGCAAAAUCCUUUAUGGUUCAAUGCAUGUGAAGGCUUAUGACUGGGUUGAACCUGCGUGCAUCCAGAGGACUGCUGACACUCAAAUUAGACUGGCAAAGUUGAAGGUGGACACUGUUCUCACAGCGCCUUGUGAGACAGCUGUUUUAUUCCCCACAAGUGGAGGUAAUUUACACUGCUUUACAGCAGUUGCUUCAUGUGCAGUACUCGAUGUUCUUGCACCCCCUUAUGCUGAGUCAGCUGGUCGGAGGUGCACUUAUUACCAUGAUCAUCCAUACUCAAGUUUUGGAAGUGGCCUUGAAUUAGAUGAAAGCGAAGAAAACUAUGCGUGGCUUGAGGAGAUUGCUGCACCAGAUGACUUUUACAUUCGAUCUGGAAGAUAUUCUGGUCCAGUUGUUCAAGAUUAGUCACUUUUCUCACAUGAAGGCCAUCCGCUUAACCACAAUUGUACCUGUAACUUCUAGCAACAACAAUUUUUAGCAUUUUUGAGAGAUGUGCAGCCUCCAUAGUGGCAGCAAUAAACUUCAUAUAGUGAAACUUCACUGUUAAUAAGAUGAGUCUUGUGUAAA